Kazachstania africana CBS 2517 is the source of this 567-nucleotide messenger RNA. RefSeq names its product Ran GTPase-binding protein MOG1 (gene MOG1). The coding region runs from base 1 to 567 and encodes 188 amino acids. NCBI's taxonomy places the organism in Eukaryota, Fungi, Ascomycota, Saccharomycetes, Saccharomycetales, Saccharomycetaceae. The record is from RefSeq and is a predicted model, not a curated record. Gene Ontology annotation, biological process: protein import into nucleus. Gene Ontology annotation, cellular component: nucleus. The transcript has a single exon. Gene Ontology annotation, molecular function: guanyl-nucleotide exchange factor activity; small GTPase binding.
AUGUGUGCUAUGAAAGUAUCUCUAUAUGGUGGUGCCAUUACUUCAGUGAUUCCUGAGGGGUUUCUAGACGCUUCCAUGUUACGUGAAGUUCCUGACACUCAGGAAGUAUUUGUUAACAGUCGUAAAGAAAACGAAAGUUUCGUGGAUGGACUGGGGAUGAAUGAAAGUAUAGUAGUGGAUUUGCUCCAGAGAGUGGAUGCUGUUAAUGAUGAUGCAGCUCUCAAAGUCCAUAUUGAAGAAAUUGCAUCUCUCAACGAUGCUCAAGAGGGAUUCCAAGUCUUGAAGCAUGAUAAGAUCAAUGGAAACAGUCAAUCGUGUAUUAUUGUAGAGUCUGCUCUUAAAUGGGGAAAACAAGAUUUAAAAGAAAGCGUCCUCAUCUGUGUUGGUUUGAUAAGACUAAAGGACGUUGAUACGGAUGCCUUAAUUACUAUAAAUGUGCCAUUAACUCAACAAGAAACUGGACUUAAAAGUGAAACUUUGCCCUCCAGGGCCCUGGCAGCCUACUCAUUGCUCCAUGACAUGAUCAAACAGUUCAAAGUCAUCGACAACUCUCUCUUUAUGCAAUAA